Molecule: messenger RNA, 1893 nt
Organism: Drosophila mauritiana
Lineage: Eukaryota; Metazoa; Arthropoda; Insecta; Diptera; Drosophilidae
Exons: 6
Coding region: 725-1516 (263 amino acids)
Source: RefSeq, a predicted model, not a curated record
GCCGCCAUAGAACGCCGUGGAGUUCGGCGCUACCAAACGAAAGCUCCGCUCUCCCACGAGCGUCCCGUUGGCUUCCAGUGUUAAAACAUGAAAAGCUGCGCCUGGCAGCGGGGGACAACAGUGUGCCGCCGAAGAUACCAACACCAACUAUUGGUAUCCGCCAGCAGAACUCACGCGCUACGCCGAGAGUACGAACUCCACUUUUGGCACAGUUCGCCCCCGCGGACUCCAUUCCGCACGCACACACUAUCGCAGCCGUAGAUGUUCGUGUAUGUGGGCUGCAAAAAGUCGAUUUUUCGCUAACAAAAAGUGUCCUGUCCUGUGUGGGCAAAACUUUAAAUGGCCCGGGCCAUAAAAGGAGAUUGCCAUAGUUGCGACUUGCAGUGGGAGAUGUCCUGCGAGGAGCUGCUGCGUCCGCGGUGCUGAGCUCGUUGGGCCGAGAAAAGUUUGUGCCAGUCAGUGCCCGUAUCCCCAGAAAAAAGCAUCCCCCUGCCAUUCCGCUGCUGUGAUGAGAUUGGUGAUAAUGAGUGCAACCAAAGGCCCCCAUGUAUCCACAUAAAAGCACAAGCCGAAAACAGACAACACCACGAUAAGUAGAAACGUCCAACCACCACAGAAGUAUUCACUGCCACGCACAACGACGGCGCGUCCCCGCGGAACGGGAGGAUCACGAGCGACAGGAUCUGGAGUGCCCAGCGACGCCGGGGCAAACUAGUCGGCCGUCAUGGCGGGCUGGCGAGGACGAGGGCUACGCGCCACCCUGCUGGCCGUGCUCGCGUUACUCUCGGUCACCCACUCGGUGCGCAUCACCAACCUGCGGGUGCCACGCACCUACACGCUGUUCCGGGACCACGAACCCGAUCCUCUGGUGCUCGACUGCGAGGUGGAGAUCGGGCCGCGGGAGCAGGGAUUCGUCCUCAAGUGGCUGUUCAACAACCACUCCAUCUACCAGUGGAUACCAUCGGUCAAGGGGUUCGCCAUGGGCUUCAUGAAGUCGAAGAUAGACACCAAAAUAUUCACUAUGGAGGGCAGUCCCGGUGUUAUAUCGAUAAAGAAUCCCGACUGGAACAUGACGGGGGAGUACACCUGUGCGGUGCAGACCUUCGAGUCCACGGAUAAGCGGAGUGCCCGCCUGCAAAUAAUCGUUCCUGAAUCGGAUUUCAUGCUGGAAGCGCGGAUGAGCGGCUCGCGUAUGGACGUGGACAUCAUGUGUGCGGUCCAGCACGUCUUCCCGCAACCCAUGCUGUCUGUCAUGUUUGACACCCACAUACUGGACUCGGUGCUGACGCAGUUGGACCAGGACCCCAGUGGCCUCUACAGCAUGACCGUUCGCACCCGCAUUCCUAGAGAUCAACUCGAGUCCCCCACCCCGAUCACCUGUGCGUUCAUCCUAGUUGGCACCAACUACACCAAGCGCCGGGAGACUAUUUUCUAUGAUAAGGCCUCAACUAUACAACGCAAGUGGACAACGGUCGCCGUAGUCAUGUCCAUCGCAUCCUUAGCUCUAAGCAGUUAGUUUGGUAGUGUCCUUUUUAUGUAGGCUACAUUCGUUUUUAUGUUUGGACUAGGAACUUUGAUACUCCUUAAUUUUUAAUAGACUUUUAACGGAUAAACGUAAUUUUUUGCGGUAUUUUUAAAAAAAAGCGCUUAUUUUGUACAUGCAUGUAUUUGUAAGGAUAACGAAACACAAAACAAAAACAAACACCACAAUGCGUAAGCAAACGAACCCAUAAAGACAAAAAGGACAACAGUAAAGCAUAACAAGAAAUUCUUGUAUUCAUAUAUUUACCACAUAAAUAAAAUAUAUAUGAUAGUUAUAUACGAUGUAUAGGUCUAAUUGAGUACAGAAACGCUAAUAAAAAAUACGAAAAGAAACAUUAAAAGUGCAUUAAA